AUGUUUAUGCUGCGGAAUGUUGGCAAGCUGAUCUUCGGCUCCGGCACCCAAGAAGCACUGGUCGAGCUGCCUCAGGGUCAGCUUUAUCUUGUUCGGCCACUCUCGCCCAAGGGCUACUCGGAACUUAUUUUCAAGGACGCGGCCAUUCGCAUUCGCCGAACCAACCAAGAUUUCCACUACCAGCUUGUCGUCCAGCGCGUCUUUGAGGAUGGCGAGGCCGAACUUAUUGCCGACGAAGAAGGCGAAGACGCCGAGAUUGACGUUCUUGCUGCCGAACGUGACGAGAAGACGUUCCUGCUAGACGAGGCUCUCCGGUUCCGAGUCGAAAGCAGAGAGGGCGGUGAGACUGUCUUUGCUUGGAAAGACUUGAGCGGAGACAACGGCGACCUCUACGAAUUUGUCUGCGACAGCCAAGUGUCCACCCGGCAGGUCGAGCAGUUUGUUCAAGUUGCCAAGCAGUGUCAAUACGAACGCAAGUACCGCAAGCCGCACACCACCGCCUCCGACGAGGACUACCGCCACUUCGAGUUCCACGACGAGAACCCCAUUCCACCUGCCAGCCCGCUUCAUAGCCCCGUGCUCACCAGAUCCAUUGAUUCUGUCGACGGCAUGUACGCCAAGAAUACUGCUGCCAACACGGGCGCCAGGAGGGCUCCCCUAGCUGCUGCCCAGCCCGAUCCCGAUCCCGAUCCCGAUCACGAGCCGGAGCCAGAGACGACGGGGUUGGAGCCGGGAACCAAGGCCGGCAGACCGUCAAGCGCACCCGAGCCUGAUUCUGCGCCGGAACCUCUUGAGAUAUACGCAUCGCUGCCCGCCGAGCUGCACCUCUUCGAUCCACAGCCGGGCCACUUUGAACUCAUCGACGACUCUGUGAUUGCGACGGUUUCGGAGGUUGGCCAAUGGCAAUAUUGGCUCCAGAUUGAGAGCAAGGGAAGGUCCUGGGUCGGUGCCUCGGUCGUGCCCGAGUUCAACCCCGUGUUUGAUUUUGAGUUUCUUUCCUUCGUCUUCAACCAUUUCAGCAGCGAUGGCACCGCCAGGUCAUGGCUUCUCCGGCUCAGGGACCAGCCUACUCUGGAAAGGUUCCAAGAGGCAAUCAUGCAAGCCAUCUGGGAAAGGCUCAAUGAAACAAAAUGGGCCAAGGCGCAAGAAAAGGAGCGUGAAUAUGUGCUCGACGCUUUUGCCGAUCUAAACAUGGAGGAUGCGCCACCGCUGGAAGAAGCCGGAGAGGAGGAAGAGGAAGAACAGGAGCAUCAAGAGGAGGAAGAUACAGGCAUCCGAAGCGACGAUUACGAAUCUGAGGAGGACGAGGAGGCGGCCGAGGAGAGAGCCAGCGGUGACAUCAACUCACAACUGGCCGUCGGUCACAAGCAUGACCGCUCAUUUGUCGUUCGCGGUUCCAAGAUUGGCGUAUUUUCUCAUACGGCCGACAACCGCCUCAAGUUCAAUACCAACAUUUCCAAAGUCACCACUCCAAGCGGCAAGCUCAUGAGCCCCAAGAAGGUCAUGUUGCACAGCGAAGAUCGGGAUCUCAUCAUACAAAAUGGCGUCGAUCCCAACAAAUUGUACCGGAUGGAUAUCGAAUACGGCAAGGUCGUUGAUGAGUGGAAAGUCCACGAUGAUAUUCCCGUCGUCACAUUUGCCCCAGAGAACAAGUUCGCCCAGAUGACUUCGGAGCAGACCUUUCUCGGUGUUUCCAACAAUGCUCUGUACCGUGUCGACCCUCGUCUGUCUGGCAACAAGCUGGUGGACACUGAUAUGAAGCAAUAUGCUUCCAAGAACGACUUCUCAGCUUUGGCUACCACUGAAAAGGGUUACAUUGCCGUGGCAAGCAACAAGGGUGACAUUCGCCUCUUUGACCGCCUGGGAAUCCGCGCCAAGACACAGCUCCCUGCGCUCGGCGACCCCAUCAUCGGCAUGGAUGUUUCCGCCGAUGGCCGAUGGAUCCUAGGAACAACCAAAAACUACAUUUUACUGGUUGAUGCUCAACAGAAGGGUGGCAAGAAUGAUGGGAAGCUUGGCUUCGAGAAGGGUUUUGCAGCCGACUCCAAGCCCCGACCCCGCCGUCUUGCACUGACGCCAGAGCACGUUGCGCAGGUCUACCACGAAACAGGAAAGCCUGUGUCGUUUACGCCGGCCAAGUUCAACGCUGGCGAGGGCGCUGAAGAGAAGAGCAUCAUCACUGCUACAGGACCCUAUAUCGUCGAGUGGGAUCUCAAGAAGAUCCUCCGCGGCGUCAAGUCUCCUUACAAGAUCAAGCGCUACCAGGACGAAGUCAAGGCGGACGACUUCAAGUUUGGAUCCGACAAGAAUGUCAUUGUAGCGCUGCCGAACGAGGUCAACAUGGUGGCUAAGCAGAGUCUACGCAAGCCCACACGGGAGAGUAUCAUGGGCGACUUGCGGUUGAGCGGUGGUCGGCGGAGCUCAGGACGGAUCGGCAAUAGUCAAAGCGGGAGGUACAAGUUGGGAAGAGACGACAUUGUUAAUUCGCCUUAUUAG
Molecule: messenger RNA, 2496 nt
Organism: Metarhizium album ARSEF 1941
Lineage: Eukaryota; Fungi; Ascomycota; Sordariomycetes; Hypocreales; Clavicipitaceae
Product: Vid27 family protein
Exons: 2
Coding region: 1-2496 (831 amino acids)
Cellular component (GO): cytoplasm; nucleus
Molecular function (GO): protein binding
Source: RefSeq, a predicted model, not a curated record